Messenger RNA from Jaculus jaculus (lesser Egyptian jerboa), 1834 nucleotides. It is a transcript of the gene Tank, whose product is annotated as TRAF family member associated NFKB activator. Lineage: Eukaryota; Metazoa; Chordata; Mammalia; Rodentia; Dipodidae. The record is from RefSeq and is a predicted model, not a curated record. Bases 348 to 1631 code for a protein of 427 amino acids. Gene Ontology annotation, biological process: canonical NF-kappaB signal transduction. The transcript is spliced from 10 exons.
CAGGCGCUGCCCUCUGAACUGGAACGGAAAGCAGCUUCCGGUUGCAGUCGUUCGGCCAGGAGCCGGCGACCCGCGGUGAGAGAGUGUGGCGGAAACCCUGAACUUGUUGUCUGUGUCAUGGUUUUUAUGUCAAGUUCUGCUAUCUACAAGGAACCUAGGAGAAGAUCCUGUCUUUGUUCUUAAAUAGUUACAAGGGCUGGAGAGAUUGUUCAACAGGUCAGGCCUAUACAAAGAGUCCAAGAGGAGGGACUAAGGAGGAGCUGUGACCCCACAACAGUCUCUGCUGGUUCAGCUGGAGACCUGGCACUUACUCCAUCCUUUAUAGUGAUGCUACAGGACAAAGCGGAAUGGAUAAAAAUAUUGGUGAGCAGCUCAAUAAAGCAUAUGAAGCCUUCCGACAGGCAUGCAUGGAUAGAGAUUCUGCAGUAAAAGAGCUACAGCAAAAGCAGACUGAGAAUUAUGAGCAGAGAAUACGUGAGCAACAGGAACAGCUGUUACUUCAACAAACUCUCAUUGACAAGCUACAAUCACAGUUACUUCUUGUCAAUUCCAGUCGAGAUAACAGUUAUGGCUGUAUUCCCUUGCUUGAAGACAGUGAACCAAGGAAGAAUUUGACUCUUGAUCAACUACAUGAUACAGUUUUGAAACCAGGAACAUCAAGAGAUAAACACUCAAAGGUAAGAAGACAAGAGAUUUCUUCUUCUAGAAAAGAAACCUCACCAGGGAGUCCUGGCAUUCCUUUAUCCCAUGAAAGAGAUAUUAUAGAGAAGACUUUCUGGGAUCUAAAAGAAGAAUUUCAUAGGAUAUGCAUCCUAGCAAAAGCACAAAAAGACCACUUAAGCAAACUGAAUAUACCAGACACUGCAGCAACUGAAACACAGUGCUCCGUGCUUAUCCAGUGUACAGAUAAAGCAGAUGAAGAAGCAAUGUGGUUUAAGCCUCAGGCUAAAGAUGAUAUAAAUAGAGGUGCACCAUGCACCACAUCUGUCACACCACAAGGACUGGUCCGAGAUGAAGAAGACACCUCUUUUGAAUCACUUUCUAAAUUUAAUGUCAAGUUUCCACCUAUGGACAGUGAUUCUGUUUUCUUACAUAGCACUCCAGAGAGACCCGAUAUCCUUGGUCCUGACACAGCUGAGGCAGUGUGCCAGGAAAAAUUUAAUGUGGAGGCCCAAGACAACCCAAGAAACUUUGUUAAAACAGAAGAAACUUUAUUUGAAUUUCAGAGAAUUGACCCUAUAGCUUCAGCUAUCCACAACCUUAGAACAACUGACAAAACAAAACCUUCCACUCUUGUAAACACUUGUAUCAGGACAACUGUGGACGCAGCCUCAUGUUUGCCACCUGGAGACCAUAAAGCGUUGUAUGUCAGUACAUUCCCACUUCAGGACCCCUUCGAUGCACCUUUCCCCUCCCUGGACUCCCCAGGAAAUGCCAUCCGAGGACCACAGCAGCCCUUGUGGAAGCCCUUUCCUAACCAAGACAGUGACUUAGUGGUACUAAAUGACACAGAUUCAGAACUCCUCAUACGUCGAGUAUGUGAAUUCUGUCAAACGUCUUUCCCACCAUCCAUUACAUCCAGGGGGGAUUUCCUCCGGCAUCUUAAUUCACACUUUAAUGGGGAGACUUGAUUCACAUUUGCAGACAAACAUAACAAGUUCUGUGUGAUGGUUUGGGGUUUGUAAUACUAAAAUAUCUAUGAUUGUAAUCAAAUUUAAGAUCAUCUAUUAAAAAAAAACCUAAUGUAGCCGGGUGUGGUGGCGCACGCCUUUAAUCCCAGCACUCGGGAGGCAGAGGUAGGAGGAUCGCCAUGAGUUCGAGGCCACCCUGAGAC